UGAAAAAUGAUAAUUGAAAACCUCGAUGCCUUGAAGACAUGGCUCUCGAAGACUCUUGAACCCAUAUGUGAUGCUGACCCUUCUGCUCUUGCGAAAUAUGUGGUUGCCUUGGUGAAGAAAGAUAAAUCCGAGAAGGAGCUGAAAGCACUAUGCAUUGACCAGUUGGAUGUAUUCCUUCAGAAAGAGACGCAGGUAUUUGUGGACAAACUGUUUGAAGCUGUGAACGCAAAGAGUUACCUACCUCAACCGGAGCAGCCGACUUCUGCAAGCAGAACUGAAACUCACCAGCGCACAGAGAAAGAUGAAACAAAGAGAGAGGAGCCCAGCCGAGACGAGGAUCGAGAAAAGAAAUUCUCCAGGAGAAUAAACCACAGUCCUCCGUCUAGCUCCAGAUACAGCCGAGACAGCAGGAGAGUAGAUGACCGCUCCAGGAAGCGAGAGUAUGACCGUAACCCACCCAGAAGGGACUCGUACAGGGAACGUUAUAACCGCAGGAGAGAACGCAGCCGCAGUUACAGUCGCAGUCGUAGUCGCAGCUGGAGUAAGGACCGCACUCGUGACCGGGACAGAGACCGAGAUCGGGACAGAGAGCGGGACCGCACCCGAUCACGAUCUCGCUCACAGAGUCGCUGCAGAAGCAGAGAGCGAGAUUCUGGAAAGCCAAAAUACGAGCACAGUCGUCCAGAGCGUCAGGAGGUCGCGACCUCCGAUGGCUACACCGCUACGCCUCUCACACCCGGGAACACCUCUGCUCAUUUCCCUGUGCCCACCCUCAGUAGCACCAUCACUGUCAUCGCCCCCACCCACCACGGGAACAACACCACUGAGAGCUGGUCAGAAUUCCCACAGGACCACACGCCCUUCGGCAGAGGCGGCCCACCAAGAAAACGCUGUCGUGACUAUGAUGAGAAAGGCUUCUGUAUGCGAGGAGACAUGUGCCCAUUCGAUCACGGAAGUGAUCCAGUGGUGGUGGAGGACGUUAAUCUUCCCAGCAUACUUCCUUUCCAGCCACCGCCUCUUCCUGGAGUGGACGGCCCACCUCCUCCGGGUCUGCCGCCCCCUCACUCACUCCUGACUCCACCAGUGAACCUCAGACCACCUGUGCCCCCACCGGGCACCAUGCCACCAAGCCUACCACCUGUAGCGGGUCCUCCGCCUCCUCUUCCUGCUCUGCAGCCCUCUGGUAUGGACGCUCCACCAAACUCCAUCACCAGCUCUGUGCCCACUAUAGUGACGUCAGGUGUCCGGCCUCCGAUCAGCCAACCUCCACCACCCCUGUUCACUUCAGUUGCCCUUCUAGAGCGAGAUUCUGGAAAGCCAAAAUACGAGCACAGUCGUCCAGAGCGUCAGGAGGUCGCGACCUCCGAUGGCUACACCGCUACGCCUCUCACACCCGGGAACACCUCUGCUCAUUUCCCUGUGCCCACCCUCAGUAGCACCAUCACUGUCAUCGCCCCCACCCACCACGGGAACAACACCACUGAGAGCUGGUCAGAAUUCCCACAGGACCACACGCCCUUCGGCAGAGGCGGCCCACCAAGAAAACGCUGUCGUGACUAUGAUGAGAAAGGCUUCUGUAUGCGAGGAGACAUGUGCCCAUUCGAUCACGGAAGUGAUCCAGUGGUGGUGGAGGACGUUAAUCUUCCCAGCAUACUUCCUUUCCAGCCACCGCCUCUUCCUGGAGUGGACGGCCCACCUCCUCCGGGUCUGCCGCCCCCUCACUCACUCCUGACUCCACCAGUGAACCUCAGACCACCUGUGCCCCCACCGGGCACCAUGCCACCAAGCCUACCACCUGUAGCGGGUCCUCCGCCUCCUCUUCCUGCUCUGCAGCCCUCUGGUAUGGACGCUCCACCAAACUCCAUCACCAGCUCUGUGCCCACUAUAGUGACGUCAGGUGUCCGGCCUCCGAUCAGCCAGCCUCCACCACCCCUGUUCACUUCAGAUUCAUUUGAGCCAGAGGUGUAUAAUCCUGAAGCCCCCAGCAUGACCUCACGACCCAUGUACAGACACAGAGUCAACGCUCAGCGGCCCAAUCUGAUUGGUCUGACCAUGGGAGAGGUGGAUCUGCCUCCUCGAGAGAAAAUGUCUAACAGCAACAGCGCUCGGAUAGUUUUAGAGUCAGACUUCAGGAAGAGAGGAGCGGGACUGCAUGAUGGAGCGAUUCCUGCAAAGAAACCCUGGUUUGACAAACCAAACUUCAACAAACCCAACGACCACGGCUUUCACAGGAAAGUGCCCUACUCUUCAGCAAACACCAAACUGGCCAUCCGUCAGAUUCCUCCUGAACUCAACAACAUCAGCAAACUAAACGAGCACUUCAGCAAGUUUGGCACCAUCGUCAACCUCCAGGUGGCAUAUAAUAAUUACCCAGAUGGGGCGCUGAUCCAGUUUGCCUCUCCUGAAGAAGCCAAACGGGCCAUGCAGAGCACAGAGGCAGUGCUCAACAACCGCUUCAUCAGAGUACACUGGCACAGAGAGGACGCAGUGGAGCACACAUACACCACGCCACAUCUGGUAUCAAAUCCUCCAGUAAACAUAGCUUUACAGAUCAGCGGUUUCACUGAGGCAGAUCGAGUUGACCUGCUGCCACACUUCGCACAAUACGGGGAGAUUGAAGAUUGCCAGAUGGAGGAUUCUAGUCCUAGUGCCAUCAUUACAUACAAAACCCGUGCAGAGGCUGAACAGGCGGCCAUCCACGGCGUUCGGUUAAAUAACCAGGAGCUGCGUUUGGCCUGGCACAAGCCCACGGCUUCCCUCAACACAACAGACCUGGAUGAGGUUGAACCUGAGGAUGAGGAGCUGCUGAUAUCUAAGCUGGAGAAGAACAAGUCCAUGAAGACGGAGGAUAAGGCUCAGAUCAUGCUGACCCUCACCACCCUCACCAACAGCAUCACCAGACUACAGGAGCAGAUGAAAGGACUGUCCAGUGCUAAUGCCCUCAGGACCACACUCAAGAGCAAAGCUCAGGCUCAAAAGGAGCUCCUGGACACAGAGUUGGACCUUUAUAAGAAAAUGCAAGCAGGAGAGGACACUGCUGAACUCAAGAUCAAAUACACUCAGCUGCAGUUAGAGGCUGCCAAAAGGGGGCUUCUGACCCCAGGACGUGGGAGGGGGGCCCACGGCAGGGGUCGGGGGGCCCUGAGGAGCCGAGGCCGAGGGAUUCGAGGACGCGGGAGAGGAGUCCCAACUCACGCUGUGGUGGAUCAUCGACCCAGAGCUUUACAGAUCAGCGGUUUCACUGAGGCAGAUCGAGUCGAUCUGCUGCCACACUUCGCACAAUACGGGGAGAUUGAAGAUUGCCAGAUGGAGGAUUCUAGUCCUAGUGCCAUCAUUACAUACAAAACCCGUGCAGAGGCUGAACAGGCGGCCAUCCACGGCGUUCGGUUAAAUAACCAGGAGCUGCGUUUGGCCUGGCACAAGCCCACGGCUUCCCUCAACACAACAGACCUGGAUGAGGUUGAACCUGAGGAUGAGGAGUUUCCAGAUGAUUCGCUCUUGGAUGAUUCCCUGCUGCAGGAUGAUGACGAAGAGGAAGAAGAUAAUGAGUCGCGCUCAUGGCGCAGAUGAAGAUGAAGUCGUGUGUCCAGUCCUGCUGCACUGCACCACUCGAGCGCAUCGGAUCUUGAGUUCUGUGUUUUUGAAAUGGUUGUUUUUAAUAAUAUUGAUUUACAUUUCAUUGGCUUUUUUAUUUUACUUAUCAAACCUGAGCAGCAAAUAGAAAACGUUACUCAAAAGGCUGUGAAUUUCAAUUAUUGAGAUGUAGAAUAACAUGAAUGAUUUGGUUUCUCGCCGUCAUCGUUUUGUUUUGUAUCGUGUCAAAACAUUGACUAACUUGGCGGCUGCAUUGUUUUUUUGUUUUUAUGGUCAGUAUGUUGACCCAAAUUUCUUUUCAACAGUUCUGAAAAUGUUACAUUUUGAGACAAAUAUUGGAAAUAUUGCAAAUGUUUCAAUUUCAAAGACAACAGUAGAGCAUUGUUAUAAAUAAGUUGUAUGCUUUCCUUAGUAUAAUCAGCCUGAUGAGGAUGUAGCUCUUUGUGUACAUAUUUUAUGUAUCAAUUUUAAUGGUUUGUAUGAAUUCUUUGCUUCUGGAUUCAUCUCCUGGGUUUAAUUUUGAAAUGUAAAAAAAUAAAGAAUUGAAAUGGUCUAGAAAAAAUAUCAGCUGCAAAAAAAAAGAAAAAAAAUAUUGAGAGCUCUGCUGCAAAAGCAGCAUUGAGAAAAAAAGAGAAAAAAAAAUCUGAACAGCU
Molecule: messenger RNA, 4247 nt
Organism: Sinocyclocheilus rhinocerous
Lineage: Eukaryota; Metazoa; Chordata; Actinopteri; Cypriniformes; Cyprinidae
Product: RNA-binding protein 26-like
Exons: 24
Coding region: 7-3570 (1187 amino acids)
Cellular component (GO): nucleus
Molecular function (GO): metal ion binding; RNA binding
Source: RefSeq, a predicted model, not a curated record